UUUCACUUCCCCUUUUAAAGCUUCCUUUCCCUCCCUGUUCCAGUCAGAUCAUGAGACUUCUGGUGUCUUAAACAAACCACAAAUUAGAACCUCUUGAAGCUUGUACAUUAGCUAUGAGGUCCUUUCACCCCGAGGUGCUGCUCCUCUUCGGUCUGCUCAGUAUAACUGCAGGGCUGCAGGUUGCCUCAUCUUCCACCCAGGCGCCGUUUCUCACUGUGUGGAACGCCCCCACUGAGAACUGCCUCUCACGGUAUGGUGUAGAUCUCGACCUGGGAAUGUUUAGCAUCGUCCAGAACCAGAAUCAAACCUUUAUGGGUGACAACAUCACCAUCUUCUAUGCUGACAAGCUUGGGCUGUACCCUAGGUACUCUGCUCAGGGGCAGGCCAUCAAUGGUGGGGUUCCACAGAACAGCAGCCUAGAUGAACACCUUAAAUUAGCCAGUGAAAACAUCCGCUACUACAUCCCUGACAGAGAUUUCCAGGGCCUGUCUGUGGUGGACUGGGAGAGCUGGCGGCCUCUGUGGGCAAGAAACUGGGAGAGUAAACAGGUGUACAAGGAGGGGUCAAAAGCACUGGUGAGGUCCAGGCAUCCAGACUGGAGCCCUGCUCAGGUGGAGGCAGCAGCACGGGUGGAGUUUGAGCAAUCUGGGAGGAAAUUCAUGGAGGAAACACUGAAACUGGCACAGAAAAUGAGACCAAAUGGCUUGUGGGGGUUUUAUGGAUUUCCCAGUUGCUACAACUUUUACAAUAACAAGAGCAUAAACUACACAGGUAAGUGUCCAGAUGUGGAGGUGAAGAGAAACGACCAACUAAUCUGGCUGUGGAACGCCUCCUCUGCUCUGUACCCUGACAUCUACCUGAGCCUCGAGCUGCGAGGCCUCAGCAGGGAGGUGCUGCUCUACGCUCAUCACUGCAUCCUGGAGGCCAUGAGAGCGGCAGAUCAGGUUACCCCUAGGCAGUUGCCCGUCUUCACCUACGCCCGCAUUGUCUACACCUACUCGUUGGAGUUCCUCUCCAAGGAGCACCUGGUCUACACUGUUGGACAGAGUGCUGCUUUAGGAGCUGGAGGGGUGGUGCUUUGGGGAGACCACACUUUUGAUAAAUCUAAGGCUACGUGUGAUGCAGUCAAAUCCUACAUUGAUGAGACUCUAGGUCCCUACCUGGUCAACGUGACAUCAGCUGCAACUCUCUGCAGCAAGGUUUUGUGCUCCUCUCAGGGACGGUGUCAGAGGACGGACCUGAAGUCAGGGGCCUACCUACACCUUAACCCCGCAGCGUGGAAGAUCCUCUCUGAGAAGAAACCGGAAGGAGGGACAAACUACAGGGUUUUAGGACAGAUGGAUGUACAAAGUGUUAUACAGAUGAAGUCUGAGUUUCUGUGCAGGUGUUAUCCUGGGUGGGGAGGGGAGAACUGCUCCAAGCCAAUUUAGAGAUUAGAAUUAUUUAGUCAAUAAAAGAGGGGAAGUACAAGCCAGUACCAGAGCACGCGAAAUGGUUACUCUGGUACUCCAGCCGCUUCUCAGAACUCAAAGAUGUGCAAUUUAUUAUUGGAAACUCCAUUUUUUCUUUUCGGUGUGUUUGUGCAGAUUCAUGCUCAUUUAAAAAAUGCUAAAGUAUUCUUUUAAAUCAUGACUUAUUUUUGUAUCCCCAUUGUUUUUUUUUUUUUUCCUAUAUGCACUGAUGAUUUUUUUUUUACAUCAAUCACUAAUUUGUCAUGUUGUCUGCUUAUAACAUUAAAUCCUUCUGCAAACUGCAAAUAUCUUGCCAGUUUUACUGGGGGGGAUGUAUUUAAAGCUUUUCAUCCCCGACCAGAACAAAACUCUUAAAAGAAUACAAUACCAUCAGUCCUGCGAUGAACUCCAGGUGGUAAAGUUGUUGUUUGAAUUUAUCGUUCAUCUUCUAAACAUUUAUCAUGCAAGUAACAUUUGAUCCUCUUUAGUUAACUGUUUCCAUAGUUGUUUGAUUUGAAUGAGCAUUAGAUGCUGAAAGACAACAAAAAAGCAUGGAGUUGUUUCUGACAUCAUGAACUUCCUGAAACACCAAACUACAUAUAUUUCAAGGAAGUUGGUCUCAAAUCUUGCCAUUAGUUAUCAGAUUGGAGGAAGUCUUCCUCAUCAUCUUACACCCAAGUUUGAGACAUGCUGUGAAUUGUAAGCCAGUUCAAUAUGUUGAUCUCCCUCCAAAAUGAUUGGCACCCUGGUAAAGAUGCAGCUCUGUAGCUUCCCACCACUGUGUGAUUUGGUCAGGUCCUUGUUCUUACAAGUUUGCAAAAUUUCCCGUUAUUUAAAGCUUUUUGAAUAUCAUUCUGACUGUAGAUUACAGUACAUUUAUGCGAUUAACUAUUUUCUUGCAGCCCUUGCCUGAAGAGUGACACGCAUCUGCCUUAGUUGAAGUGAAUGCUUUCUUGUCUUUCCCAUUUUUAAGAGUGGCUAAGUGAAAAUGGUUGUUAUGUGGCAUUAUAUUUAUGCCUCUGGGGGAAGCAGGAAGUCAUGGAUUAUUUAUUAAUACUUGAACAACACGCUCACCAAUUUUAACAAUAAAGUAUAAUUAAAAAAUGUCAGAUGAGGCACUAAUUGAGGCACCAAUUAUAAAUGAUCAUCUCUAAGUGGAUUUUGAUCCUCUCAAAAUAAAGCUGGGAUUUUUUUUAUACUGUGAAGUUUUGCUACUGCAAUAAAAUGUUCAACCCUUUUAGUGCCUUUUAUCAGGGGUGCUCAUAA
Girardinichthys multiradiatus is the source of this 2717-nucleotide messenger RNA. It is a transcript of the gene hyal1, whose product is annotated as hyaluronidase 1. NCBI's taxonomy places the organism in Eukaryota, Metazoa, Chordata, Actinopteri, Cyprinodontiformes, Goodeidae. Bases 114 to 1430 code for a protein of 438 amino acids. The record is from RefSeq and is a predicted model, not a curated record. Gene Ontology annotation, biological process: hyaluronan catabolic process; carbohydrate metabolic process. Gene Ontology annotation, molecular function: hyalurononglucosaminidase activity. The transcript is spliced from 4 exons.